UUGACUGUGGGAGGGCACCUCAACUCAUAAAGUGGAGAGCGACUCCAGUGAGGACGAUAGAUACGUCACCCUCCUGCCUCCCCCUCCCGCCUUAAAGAGGCGAGCCGGCCAACACGGCUCGGACUUUCUCCUUGGGCAGAAUCAGCGCGAUGAAGAGCAGAACCGAGCCGGCAACAUGCGCUCUAGGCUCCCGCGGACCGCCUGCCUACUGCGCCUGGUUGCACUCUGCAUCAUUCUGUCGCACAGCGCGGCUUACUUUGGGCUGACAGGGCGGGAGCCCCUGGUCUUCCUGCCUGGCCACUUCUCCAACGAGCCGGCGACAGGCAAGGCCCAUCUGAAGCAGUGCGAGCAAAUGGUGCUUUCCCGGCGGCAGAAGAGGCUGUGCCGACGCGAGCCCGGCUUGGCCGAGACCCUUCGCGAGUCGGUGCGCCUCAGCCUGCUGGAGUGCCGCUACCAGUUCCGCAACGAGCGUUGGAACUGCAGCCUGGAUGGCCGGGGGAGCCUCCUGAAGAGAGCUUUCAAAGAGACGGCCUUUCUCCUGGCGGUUUCGUCGGCGGCGUUAACCCACGCCCUCGCCAAAGCGUGCAGCUCGGGUCGCAUGGAGCGCUGCACCUGCGACGACUCGCCCGGCAUUCAACACCGGGAGGCUUGGCAAUGGGGGGUGUGCGGCGACAACCUCAAGUACAGCACCAAGUUCCUCAAGAGGUUCCUGAGCCAGAAGAGGGUCAGCAAGGACUUGAGAGCUCAAGUGGACGCCCACAAUGUCAAUGUGGGAAUUCGGGCGGUAAAGAGCGGCCUCAAGACCACCUGCAAGUGUCACGGGGUAUCCGGCUCCUGCGCCAUACGGACUUGCUGGAAGCAGCUGUCCCCGUUCCACGACACGGGCCGGCUGCUCAAGUACCGCUACGACACAGCCAUGCGGGUUCUCAGCGUCACCAACGUGGCAACCGGCGAGAGCGAGCUAGCGGGGCCGCGUCGCCACAGCCAGAGUCUCCGCACCACCGAUUUGGUCUACCUGGAGGAGUCGCCCAGCUUUUGCCGGCCCUCGCGCUACUCGGCGGGCACGGGCGGACGCUCGUGCGCCAAAGACACCAGCUGUCAGAACCUGUGCUGCGGCCGCGGCUACAACACGGCCAUGCGCCUCACCAGCCUCUCCUGCCACUGCCAGGUGCGCUGGUGUUGCCACGUCGAAUGCCAGACGUGCGUCCGUGAGGAGGAGGUGUACACCUGCAAGAGCACAUAGCCCUCGGGAUCCUCCAGAACACUGAGAUCUCCCGGGAAUGUGGCAGAAACUUAUCAAAGCAGCCACAUACGGUAUAAACAUGGCUGAACUUUGACAGCUGACGGACGACUAAUGUUUUCUGGCGUGGCACGUUUUGGUACAUGUCCUUGCCUUUUGUGCAAGUGUUUGCCAAUUAAGGCCCUAACAACUCUGUAUUUAAUUCAUCAUUCAAAACAAUUGAUAUCAUUAUCCGAGAUGGAAGGCUUGGAAUAGAAAAUUCAAAAUGGAGACUACCGCGUUAGCUACGUGAAAAGCUCGACAACAGUGUAAAUCACAUCGAUUGUAAACAACAAUGGGAGGACACCAAGGAUUUGACGAUGUUUCUUCCUUGACACAUUUUGGUUGUUUUGGUGUUCUAAGAAUUUUUCCCAAUCUGAAAGAGCUUGUUGCAAUGCAGAAAUGUAAAUCUUAAAAGCAAAUUAAGUUGAGCCUUUCCACUGUAAUUCAUUUCUUUUGCAUGGUGACUGAUCCCAAUUGAUAGUUUGUCAAUGUCCGUUACGAAACACAUUAUUCUGCGAUAAUUUUUCCCCAAUAUUCUGUAUCCAAAGGGUACAUCACACAGGUUAGCACAUUUUCCGAGAAAUAAAAGCAUUUCCUUCACCUGGUUUGUGAUGGCAUAAAAUAGCACCCUUGAUUUUGAGAUUUUCACGUGACUCAGCACAUUUUUCUAAUGUGCCGGAUACACUGAAAAUCCCAAAUGAGCAUUUCAAUCAGGUACUGUUAACCUUUUUAAAUGUAUCUGAUUUACUAUUGCUGCUUUUUUUGUAGUUUACGCUCUGAAUGAACCUACCUGUCUGUCUUUCACGUCUGCUGUAUUUUUAUUUUCGAUGUCAAUUGAGGGUUAAAAGCACUUACUGCUCUGGUUAUGUGCAGUAUAGUAUAUUAAAAAAACACAGUAGGGAGUUUUUCAAAAAGAUCACUGGAGGACAUUGUUACUGCGUGCAUGUACAGGAUGAUUAUUGUUUGAAAAAAAGAAACCACGCAGGCUUUUCAGUUGCUCUUAUGGAAAUGUUUAUGGAAAUUUUUGAAUGGAAUGAAUGUGUGCCUACAGAGGGGAACUAAAGGAGGUUAACAAUGUGGGGAUCAAAAACAACCACGCUUUAAAGUUUAAAAUUAGCCCAGAGAAUCAUUUGUUCUUGUUUAAAGUGUAAUUUACCACAUAUUUACUGUAAACGCUUUCAAAGUGGCUCCGUAAUUGGCCUCCCUAUUUUUUCCCUCCCAGUUGCAAAUCAAGUGUCCAUGUGUGCAGGUCAAAAGAGCCCAAAAGCCUGUAAGACUUUCCAGAACAUCAGGGCUCAUAUUGUUUUCUACCUCACCUUUUCCUCUUUUUUUUUUCUUUUUUGCCAAAGAGCAAGCCCAUUGAUGAGUGGUGGGUGUUAUACUCUCAUUGAGAUAGUCAGUCUUUUGAAAUGUUUGUGUCUUUUGAACCUGGUAAUAUAUCUCCCACAUGUCAAAAGUGUUUAUUUAAAGCAAACAAAUAAAUGGACAAAUGUUUGUAAGA
Messenger RNA from Syngnathus acus (greater pipefish), 2783 nucleotides. It is a transcript of the gene wnt9b, whose product is annotated as wingless-type MMTV integration site family, member 9B. Gene Ontology annotation, biological process: canonical Wnt signaling pathway; neuron differentiation; cell fate commitment. Lineage: Eukaryota; Metazoa; Chordata; Actinopteri; Syngnathiformes; Syngnathidae. Gene Ontology annotation, molecular function: frizzled binding; cytokine activity. The record is from RefSeq and is a predicted model, not a curated record. The transcript has 4 exons. Gene Ontology annotation, cellular component: extracellular region. Bases 176 to 1243 code for a protein of 355 amino acids.